CGUAUCUACAAGGGUGCUUCAAUAUGGCGCAAUAUAAUCACUACCCUGCUCAACAUUAAGAGCUGUUCCCCUGAGGAUUAUCCAGAUCUCGCUGCCCUGCGUUGUGAACUGGAAGGCUUUCUGCAGGAACACGCCACGGAAUACAAUCUGGCCGCCGAAAAGGCCAAUGGUAUACUCGCUGGUCUAAUGUCCUAG
This is a messenger RNA of Dibothriocephalus latus, 195 nucleotides long. Lineage: Eukaryota; Metazoa; Platyhelminthes; Cestoda; Diphyllobothriidea; Diphyllobothriidae. The record is from the annotation of a GenBank genome assembly.